CUCGGCUCAACAUCACCUCAUCGGAUCUCGAUCUCUGAACGCCAUCCAGAACAGCGAUGAGAAAUCAUUUAUUCGUAUUCCUCGUCGUCCUAAUAUUUUCCGCCUCUCUCAAUCGGGGAGAGAAGUUGAAGCCCAAUAUCAGGCGGGCGUCCGGUUUGUUGUCCUAUCCAAGGGUCGGUCGAUCGAAUGCGCCCAUUUCGAAUCUGAAUUUCAACCGGCGUGGCAUGGAGCCGGACACAGAUUUUCAAUUUUACAGCGCCGAGUUGGACCCGGACAAAGAUUACGAAGAUUCUCCAGCUCCAAAAUCUCUCGGGAGAUCGAUGUACACCAAACACGCAGACAGAAUUCCUAAGGAAGCGUCCUGGCUAAUCUCAGAUCGUCCUCGUCCGUCCAAAGAUGGAUCUUGGAAGAUCGACGAAGGAAGAUCCAUAUAUCCGGCCGCGUUCCUAUUGAAUUCAGAUUCUCGAAACAGUCAGGUGAACGGUUACACGCCUAGACUCGGCCGGGGGAACGAUGCUGAUCGAAUUCUCUGCAAAUGAUCAUCACCGAGGAUCUUCAGGUUUCGCUUCAAUGGAAAUUCAUGCGACUUGGCCUAAUCUAUCUCUUUACCCAAUAACCAAUUAUUCGCUACUACAAUGGAGGAGGAAACUUUGUUUAAACGAGCAUAUAAUAAAAGGAUGGAUCGAUCUUUUCGUGAAAUUCAGCAAGCAUCGUUUGUAGAAAAUUUAUCGAAGUUUCCACAGUGUACACGGUAGAAUUUUCACUGA
This is a messenger RNA of Apis laboriosa (Himalayan honeybee), 767 nucleotides long. Its product is annotated as CAPA peptides-like. Lineage: Eukaryota; Metazoa; Arthropoda; Insecta; Hymenoptera; Apidae. The record is from RefSeq and is a predicted model, not a curated record. The transcript is spliced from 4 exons. The coding region runs from base 57 to 539 and encodes 160 amino acids.